Vollenhovia emeryi is the source of this 4971-nucleotide messenger RNA. RefSeq names its product vang-like protein 2 (gene Vang). NCBI's taxonomy places the organism in Eukaryota, Metazoa, Arthropoda, Insecta, Hymenoptera, Formicidae. The record is from RefSeq and is a predicted model, not a curated record. The transcript has 4 exons. The coding region runs from base 668 to 2389 and encodes 573 amino acids. Gene Ontology annotation, cellular component: plasma membrane. Gene Ontology annotation, biological process: establishment of planar polarity; multicellular organism development; Wnt signaling pathway, planar cell polarity pathway.
UCCACUCCCCACGCAUUGUGGACGCAUGACAAUUGACAAAAUUGUCCCAGGCCUCGAGAAUAAAACUGAUCAUUCCGCGCGAUACGGAAUCGUAAAGACCGCGUGCGCGCCAGCGACAGCCUCCGUGGACGGCUCACGCUCUCGCCCCACGUGACCGCCGGAACGAAAUUCCCCUAGACGCGCCGCGCAGUGUUUUCAAUCGCCGCAAUUACCACGGAAUGUGGUAGCCCGGCUGCUCGGAGCCUCUGCCAGACGGAGGGGGUGGGAAUAAUAAAACGUUAGGCGUGUCGGCGUCCGUCUUUUUUACGCGACGCGACCGCGGCGCCGAGAGUCGCGCGUUCCCGCUCCAGGUAUCGUUGUCCAGCUUCUUUCCCCCCCUCCCUUCUUUACCCCCUGGCUGCGGGUGCGGGGUCGUCUCGAGCGGAGUCGGCGGAAUGUCGAGGGUGCACGUGACCGGGACGCCGCGACGCCGCCGCGGCGAGAGCGCCUGGACCGUGGACGCGCGGCGAUAGCGUAACCUACGACGAGACGAAGCGGCCGGGUGGACUCCGGGGAGGCGUGCGAGGACCGGCUGCGCGUCACCGAUACAUGUGUCCGCCGUUCGUUCGCGCGCGAGGGUGGGUAUGCUCUUAUGGGGUAGCGAGCGGGCGGUAGCCUUUGUCGUGGAAUGGAGACGGAGAGCGUGAAGUCCGGGGCUAGCGAGCAUAGCCAUAGCCACCACAGCAGGAGCUCCCAGAAGCAUCACCGCUCCCACAGCUCGAAGCAGCAUCACAGGCAGCACUCUCACCGCACCGCUAGGAACAAUCGAAGUCAGAAGAAGGAGAGGCAGAACUUGGACACCAGCGAAAUGGCUCCGUUUCAAACGACGGUGAACGUGCGGGGUGACAGCGUGGAUAACUUGGGCCAGGAGGUGAUCGAGGUGCAGAUACUGCCGCAGGAUGAGAAUUGGGGCGAGAACACCACGGCCGUCACCGGCAACACCUCGGACAGGUCGGAGUCGACCGAGGACGUUAGCCACUGGCCGAACGAGACCGACGGCACGUUCGGCUCCGGCUGCAACCGCUACGUCGGCCCGAUCGUCGCGAUGAUACUCGGGAUAUGCGCCUUCCUCAGCCCUAUAGCCAUGGUUAUUCUGCCGAAACUGGGAUUCUUUCCCGACUCGACGACGGUACUGACGAUGCAGCAGAAAUUGCACAUGCUGUCGUGCAACGCCGAGUGCAAGGGCGAGCUGCUGGGCCUGGCCUUCAAACUGGUGCUACUGGUCAUCGGUAGCUGGGCGGUGUUCCUGCGCCCGCGCGCCGCUACCAUGCCGCGCAUAUUUUUAUUCAAGGCGGGAGUGUUGCUGCUCACCACACUGUGCAUUUGUACUUAUUGGCUUUUCUACGUUGUACAGGUCACCGAGAGUGCUAAGACUGUUGCCAAUGGCGAAAUAACAGAGUACAAAAGUUUAGUAAAUUACGCAGGUACCCUUGCCAAUACGCUCCUGUUUAUACACUACACCGCAGUGCUCCUUAUCGAAGUUCGUCAUCUGCAGCCUACGUUUUAUCUUAAGGUCGUUAGGUCGCCAGACGGUGAAUCGAGAUCUUACGCGAUCGGCCAGUUAUCGAUACAGAGAGCAGCCGUAUGGGUUCUAGAAAGAUACUACACCGAGUUUCCGAUUUACAAUCCGUACUUGGAAAGGUUGCCGGUCUCCAAGUCCGGUAGGAAGCAGUCGAGCUUCAAGUUCUACGAGGUCGACGGCGGGGUGACCGGCGGUAUGCAGUCGCGCGGCGGCAGCGGCGACCGUGCGGUCCUGGCGGCGCAGGCGCGUCGCCGCGACUCGAGUCACAACGAGCGCUUCUACGAGGAGCACGACUACGAGCGACGAGUGCGGAAGCGCCGCGCGAGACUCAUCACCGCCGCCGAGGAGGCGUUCGCGCAUAUCAAACGUUUGCAUUCCGAGGUAGACUCCACGCCGAACCCCGGGCCGAUGGAUCCCAUGGAGGCCGCGCAGGCGGUCUUCCCCUCCAUGGCGAGAGCUUUGCAGAAGUACUUGAGAAUCACUCGGCAACAGCCGCGUCAUUCGGUAGAAUCUAUUUUGAACCGUCUCGCUCGGUGUUUGGCACAAGAUGCGGCGCCGCGCGCCUUCUUGGAGCCGUUCUUCGCUACGAGCCCGGUGCUGUCCAACGAGAAGGAGCGGCAAAAGCGAUCGCAUCACUGGGCCUUGGUGUGCGAAGGGGAGCUACCCUCUCGCCCGAUCGCGAACGGUUGUGAGUUUCAGUUGAGACAGGGCGAAGUGGCGCUCUUGUGUACGGCGCAUAGAUUACCGCACUUCAAUCUCACCGAACAAUUGGCACAUCCCAAGUCCAACAAAUUUCUUCUGCGAUUGAACUCGGAAACUUCCGUUUAAGGUACUUGAUGAGGUUCCGUGAUAGAAUCCAGAUUUUUAUCCUCAUGUUUAUGAAAUUGAACGCAACUUCCAGAUACCCCAAAGGUAUGCUUGAACUGAAUUUUAGCGCAAAUGAUGUUUUAAUCGAGAUUACGUUUAAUGUAAAGUCUUUCCUGUGACGAGAGUACCGUUAGAGACUUUAUUUUACGCUGGAAACUUGAUGUGAUAGCUAUGAGAUCUUGCCUCGCGCGGAAAACCAUUUUUAAACCAUUAUUUCGAUUGAAUCUUAUUUGCGCAAAAAAUUCUUCGAAAGUUUCACAAGGCGCUAAGUCUUUUUAGAAUAUUAUCUAAAACUUCUGUUCUACAACGGAAACGUGCACUGUUGUACAACAGUGUAAUAGUAUUUAGACAACAAGAUAGACUGAGAGAAGCACAGCAGUUAGGAGAAUAACUCGCCAUUGCUUUCUUGAAAACGUUCAUGACAUUAUUUUCUCUUUUUGAGGAAGAGCCACAAUGACAUUAAUAAGCGAUCCGUACUUCUGAACAUACCUUCAAGUAAUUAUUACAGAGUAAUAAUUAGUUUGUGUAGCAUAAAAUGCUCGGUUUUUUUUUCUUAAUCCUUAAAACAUGCGUACGCACGUACAUAUAUUUAUUUAUUUCGUCCUAUUGCAUAUCAUGAUUUGUAUAUAUGUACACCUUAAAUAUAUCUAACUGGAUUUUUAAUGUGUGUAUAUAUACACACAUACUUAUUUUGAGGCAAAAUGUAGGCUAAUUUUAGAACGGUGGUUCGCGCCUGAUGGUCAACCAUACGAUAAGUGUCGGGUCCAUUGGGAUUCUUAAUAUAAUUUCAUCACGUAUUCCUUACGUAUUUUACAUUUUUACGUAUUCCUCAAUAAGUAUAUGGGUUAAACGUUUUCUCCCUUAUUACGUAUAUACAUUUUUUUCCUCAAAAAUAAUAUUCGUAUAUUAUGAUUUGAGCGAAAACAAAGCAUAAAUUAAAUAAGCGACAUUUAUUCUGUAGAUCAAGAACGGACAGUAUUUUUUAUCUACUGCAUUGCAAGUGUAUUUUUUAGACAUUUCUGACAUAGUUUGACGAUUCCGAACAAAUCCGACAGCUUAUGGAGGAGGGUUUGAACACGAACGAGUAAAUACUCGUAUUGAUAUUUACAUUAAUACGCAUUCCUAAGUUUGUAAACCGUAUUUGUAGUAUCGUAUUUACACGAGGGAGAUAUGCUUUAAAUAUAUACAAUUUCAUACGUAUGUGUUCAUACGCAUAUGCGCACAUAUAGCAGCACACACGCGAUUCAUAUAUUUCAUUGUUAAGGGAAAGAUAUGAAACUCUCAUAUCUUGGUAUCCUGUGUUUUCUGCAAUGUAACGGUACGCACAGUAAAUAUACUCGAUAUUUAUAUAGCCCCUUUUGUACUUUAACGGUUUUGAUAUUAUUUUUACUCUGAUAUAGCGUUUAUUAAGUACACACGAAUGGUGAAUGACGAUAGAUGAUAGAAAAUUUCAAUACAAUCCUCUGUUAAGUUUGUCCUCCUCAAUUUUCAUUAUACUUGACCUACUUAAUUUCUGCGUUGUGAUUAGAUAAGAAUUAUGCUUUAUUGAUAACUUAUAUAUCUGUAUACAUGCUGCAUGCGAUUAAAUUACCUUUUUCUUUAUUUACUCUUAAAUGUUUGUUAGUAAUACAGAAAAAAGCAUCGUGGGUGCUGUACAGAUGAAAUUUGGAAACAAUUUUCUACUAGUCAACGUUUCUUUACCGGACUGUUUAAUUGCAAUUUUCCGUCUUCCUACAAAAUCUGUAGUCACAGUAAUGAUUAUGCGAAACAAACAUUUACGAGUAAACUGAAAUUAAUUUUAAACACGAGUGGUUAAAUAUGGAUUAUAUUAUACGUAAUCGUAUAGUUUAAUAAUUAAAUCUCAUUAAUUACAUAUCUCUUUGCGCAAAUCUCCAGGUGGAUUUAAGCGCAUUCUUCCAUAUUAUUUGAGAACAAGACACAAAUUUACGUAUCUUGGAAUUUGUAUAUAGCAAACAAAAUUCUAUGAUUGGAUAUUAUAUGUAUAUAUUCGUACAAAUCUCUUAUCUUUGGAUAAACAUUGAAUACGCUAGCUUAAAUUACAAGCCCAAUAUGAGAGACGCGAGAUUUUUAUAUCGAAAUAAUUAAUAUUGUUGAAUUUCUUUAUCGCAUUCCGAGAUUAUAUGUCUUCAGCGUCGUAAUGAGAUUAAUGAAAGAUGUAAAAGCGUAAGUUUCCUAGGAGGACAUGAGCUUUCCAAGAAAGCAUUACAGUUUGUAAUAAGCACACGUAUCUUUAUGCUUGUAUAAUUUUUCGUUGUACGCUUCGCUACAUUUGCAAAUUAUAUAAAAUAAAAGUAAAUAGCAACACCUGGAAUUUUUUAGGUUGCGUUAGUUCGAAGAGACUUAAGAAAUAUUGAGAUUGAGGAGACCGAGAGCAACUUCUUUGUAACGUGAAAUUAUUAUCAGUACUCGUAUGUAUUUUUUCCACCGAGCUUUUGCUAAGGAUGUCUUUUUAUGUUAUUUAUGUGUGCUCGUGAUGACUGUGUACUAUUUGAAAGAUGAAAUAUACAUUUGAUGUAUAAAAA